Molecule: messenger RNA, 183 nt
Organism: Hyaloscypha bicolor E
Lineage: Eukaryota; Fungi; Ascomycota; Leotiomycetes; Helotiales; Hyaloscyphaceae
Exons: 1
Source: RefSeq, a predicted model, not a curated record
CCAACGGCGCCCUGUAGGUCAAGUGGUGGAUAUAUUGGACUGGUCCCUAGCAAUGCUGAAGAAGGGGAUGAAAUCUGGGUCGGGAAGGGAACGUGGGUUCCCUUGGUACUUCGACAAUCUGGAGACUUUCGAACUUUCAUUGGGGAGUGUUACAUUCAUGGAAUUAUGGAUUGGGAAGCGCUG